CGUCGUCCCGGUCGCGUCCCGGCCUCGGCGGAAGGUGCGGCCGCCGCAAUGCCCUUCCUGCACGGCUUCCGGAGGAUCAUCUUCGAGUACCAGCCGCUGGUGGAUGCGAUUCUCGGCUCCCUGGGGAUCCAGGACCCCGAGCGGCAGGAGCCCCUGGAUGGGCCCAGUUAUGUCCCCAGUGAGGAGAGCCGAAUCCUCGUUCUUACUGAGCUUCUGGAGAGAAAGGCCCACUCUCCAUUUUACCAGGAAGGCGUGAGCAAUGCCCUGCUGAAGAUGGCCGAGCUGGGGCUGACCCAGGCAGCCGAUGUUCUCCUGCAGAACGGGGCCAACCUCAACUUUGAAGACCCAGUCACCUACUACACAGCCCUGCACAUCGCUGUCCUGCGAAACCAGCCUGACAUGGUAGAGCUGCUGGUGCGCCACGGGGCUGACAUUAACCGGAGGGACCGGAUCCACGAGAGCAGCCCCCUGGACCUGGCCAGUGAGGAGCCGGAGCGCCUGCCCUGCCUGCAGCGCCUCUUGGACCUUGGAGCCGAUGUCAAUGCGGCCGACAAGCAUGGGAAGACUGCUCUGCUGCACGCUCUGGCCAGCAGUGACGGCGUGCAGAUCCACAACACUGAGAACAUCCGGCUGCUGCUGGAAGGAGGGGCGGACGUCAAGGCGACCACCAAAGACGGGGACACUGUGUUCACCUGCAUCAUUUUCUUGCUUGGGGAGACGGUGGGAGGGGACAAAGAGGAAGCCCAGAUGAUCAGCCGCUUCUGCUUCCAAGUCACACAACUGCUGCUGGCUCACGGCGCUGACCCCAGCGAGUGCCCAGCCCACGAGUCCCUCACGCACAUCUGCCUCAAGAGCUUUAAGGUGCACUUCCCGCUCCUGCGCUUCCUGCUGGAGUCCGGAGCCGCCUACAAUUGCUCCCUCCACGGCGCGUCCUGCUGGUCCGGCUUCCACAUCGUCUUCGACCGGCUCUGCUCGCACCCGGGCUGCGCGGAAGACGAGAGCCACAUGGACCUCCUGCGCAAAGCCGAGACCGUCCUGGAUCUCAUGGUGACGAAUUCCCAAAAACUCCAGCUGCCCGAAAACUUCGACAUCCACCCCGUGGGCAGCCUGGCAGAGAAGAUCCAGGCCCUUCACUGCUCCCUGAGGCAGCUGGAGAGCUACCCCCCGCCCCUCAAGCACCUGUGUCGCGUUUACAUCCGGCUCUACCUUCAGCCGUGGCCCGUGGACGCGAAGGUCAGAGCCCUGCCUCUGCCCGACAGGCUCAAGUGGUACCUCCUCAGUGAGCACAGCAGCCCCGUCGAGGGUGACGUCUGACCGCUCCAGGCUGAAGGGCAGAGGGCCAGGCCCUCAGCCAGCCUGGCGGCGGACUGUGUGCCUGUGGCGCCUCGUGGGAAACCCCCGGUCCUGCCUGUCAGGAGGCAGGUUGGAAACGAGACUUCUCCUUAGUACGAAGAAAGCCAGGCGGAGCCCGGCGCUGUGAUCAUCGGGGGAGGCGGCUUCUGGGCCCUGCAGGGAGACUGCCCCAUCCCUCUGGCAACAGCCCCAAGUUCUCAGCCCACAUAGGAGAAAAUGACAGGGCUAGAUUUGGGACGAGUCAGAGGGAGUGGUGGGCAGACCCAGGAGCAGGGGAGCUCCAAGUCGAGGUCCUCUUGAGAGCUGCAUGGACACAGCUGAAGCCAGAAGGAAGUUGGGCGGGUCUUUGUGGGGUGACCCUGUCAGGGCCCUUUACUCCAAAAGUGCUGUUGGUGGGCUGGAAGGGCCUGCUGCCUCCUAGCGUCUAGCUCUGGGCCAGGUCACCUGCAGCCCCGCCCACCAAGGCACGCAGCUGUGGUGGCCACUCUUUGUGCCAAGCCCAGGGUCUCGGGGACCAUGCCUUCUGCUAAAAAGCAAUCAUGCAUGACCAGGGACAGGCCUUUCCAAAAUGUCUCCUCUGAGAGAAAAAGCUACCAGGACUGAAACUGACUGUCCCACCUAAUGCUGAGCCCUCACAAAGCUGUUUUUCUGUUAGGCUGGUCAUUGUGAAUUGUGUGAAUGCCUCAGAAAUAAGCUAAGGCAACUAAAUGGCAUAUUUAUACUUCCAGAUUAAACUGAUUUCUCUUGGCCUUAAAGGUCCUUUGAUAACACUUCCCCCAGCUCAGGAUGAAGGACCCCACGGCUCCAGGAAGAGGUGGUCGGCACCGACGCUACAUUAGGGCUCAAGUAGCAACUUGUCCCAUAAACAAACACUCCAGACUGGCGGGGCCGUCACAGCACAGGGAUUCAUUUCACCCUUUUUAUUUUUGACUGAAAGUGUC
Molecule: messenger RNA, 2294 nt
Organism: Molossus molossus (Pallas's mastiff bat)
Lineage: Eukaryota; Metazoa; Chordata; Mammalia; Chiroptera; Molossidae
Gene: ASB6
Product: ankyrin repeat and SOCS box containing 6
Exons: 6
Coding region: 49-1314 (421 amino acids)
Biological process (GO): protein ubiquitination; intracellular signal transduction
Cellular component (GO): BRCA1-BARD1 complex
Molecular function (GO): protein binding
Source: RefSeq, a predicted model, not a curated record